CAGGAGGAGACCGGAACCAAACAGCGGAACCCGGACGUUUUUCCAUGUCAACACCUCCUACUGUUGUGUGUGUUCUUCUGCUUUCCUAAACCAGGAAGAUGGAUCCGCUGUCGAACAAACGGAUCGUUAAUUUGCUACUUUGUUGGUUUUUUAUCGGUGUCAGCUGUAAUUCAGUGGAAAAGAAGAUUUAUGUGCAUCUCAAUUACACAGUCCCCUGUGUGCGACUGCUCAAUGCAACACACCAAAUAGGCUGCCAGUCUUCUUUGUCGGGUAACGUGGGCGUUCUCCAUGUGCUCGAGUCAGAGGAAAACCUGGACUGGGUCCUGAAGACUGGUCGCAAUCCACCUUAUCUCGUUAUCUUGGAGUCCCCGCUCUUUACCAGAUCCAUCAUGAUGAAGCUGAAGAACGGCUCCGGCAGGGUGGCUGGCGUCGCUGUCGUUGCGCCAAACUCGAACCCGCUCGAGGGCUUCUCUCCACACACCACCUGUCCCAACGAGAACACAGGCGUGUAUUCAGAGAAUUACGAUCCAACCAUGGCUCAUUGCAACGUGACAAAGUGGAACCCUCUGGGAAACGGUUUGGCCUACGAGGAGUUCGACUUCCCCAUCUUCUCUCUGAAAGACGACAAUGAAACGCAGAUCAUACGGCAGUGUUACUUGGAUCAUAACCGGCCCGUUAACGGCAGCACUCCUCAGUACCCGCUGUGUGCCAUGCAGCUGUACUCCCACAUGUCGGCCGUCACCGACACAGCCACAUGCAUGAGGAGAAACGACAUCAACUUCAGCAUCAGCCCAGAGAUGGUUUGCGACCCACUGGGUGACUAUAACGUUUGGGCCUCCACCAGGCCUAUCAACAACACAGAAAAGGGCCACAAGAUGUGGGAGAGUGUGGUCAUAGCAGCCGCCAGGUUGGACAGCAGGUCUUUUUUCUUUGACAUUGCUCCAGGAGCAGAGAGCGGCGCCUCCGGGUUCGUCACUCUGCUGGCGGCGGCUCACGCUCUGCGCAACGCCACCCAGCAGGCCCAGCCUAACCGCACCAUCCUGUACACCUUCUUUCAAGGGGAAACCUUUGACUACAUUGGCAGUUCGAGGAUGGUGUAUGAUAUGCAGAACAGUCAGUUCGCCGUGGACCUGGACAACGUUCACUCAGUACUGGAGAUCGGACAGGUGGGACUUCGUGCUGACUCCAAGCUGUGGGUUCACUCCGAUCCGGUGUCUAGGAGGAACAGCAGCGUUGAUGAAGAGGUUGCUAAGCUCAUCGCCAACCUGAAAUCGGCUGCCGAUAAGUCGAACGUCUCAGUGAACGAGCCCAGUUCCUCUCAGCCACUCCCACCGUCGUCCUUCCAGCGUUUCCUGCGAGCUCGGCCAAUCCCCGGCAUCGUUCUCGAAGACCACCAGUCUGCUUUCACCAACAGGUUCUAUGAGAGCAUGUACGAUAACGCAGAAUAUCUGAACAUGUCUUACCCGCCAAACCUGACUCCAGAGGAGCAGCUCGAGUAUGUCACAGAGACUGCAAAGGCUCUGACGGAGGUGGCCACCACGGUGGCCCGGGCUCUGUACAUGCAGGCAGGAGGAGGAGAACCUCAGCUGAGCAGCAUUAGCGCAGACCCUAAUAUAGUGACCCGGUUGCUGUAUGGUUUCCUUGUCCGGUCAAAUAACUCCUGGUUCCAGCAGCUGCUCCCCUCUGACCUCAUGAGCCAACUGGCUAACAGGCCCACAAACCUCUACGUCGGCGUGUCUCAGCAGUUCAGCGAGCCGACCCUCCUGGUCCAGCAUCUGCUGGCUAACCUGACCGGCAGCGUCGUCAACGUCACCCAGGACGACUGCCAGAACCAAAGACAGGACGAGAAUGACAAAGAGAACAAACACAUCUACUACUACAUGUGGGUCCAAGGAGCGGCGCCUCCCAACAGUACACAGCGGGAAGGUUUCUGCAUACGCUCCACAGUCCGUCUGUCCAAAGCGUUGUCCCCGGCCUUCGACCUGCGGGAGUACACCUCCAAAGAUUAUUCAACGUGGACAGAGUCCCGGUGGAAGAGCAUCAAAGGACGCAUAUUCCUGGUGGCCAGUCACGACCUGGAGAUGUUGACGCUGGGUGUGGGCUUCGCCGUCCUGCUGACAUCCUUCGUGCUAACGUACGUCAUCAGCUCAAAGGCCGACAUGCUCUUCAGCUCGGGGAGGGAGCCGACCACCGCCACCUACUGAUCCACACGGAGAGACGACGCAGGCCCACGACCACUACUGCUACUACUACAACAACUACUACCAUUACUACUACAACUACUACUUCUAUCCCAAGCAGACACGGACAGGUUCCUUCUCCGAUUUAAAACACAACACAUGUAGGUACACAGACAGGUUAGACACAGCUCUCUCUUUUUAUGAAACGACGACGACGACGACGACGACGACUCCAUGUUUAUGGACUCACUCAGGUGAGGCGUGACGUGAGGACUGGACCGGACUGGAUUGGCCUGGAUGGAUCUGGACUCAUCAGGGUCAGGAAAAAAAAAAAAACUGGUCAGGCACCAGCAGGCCCCUCCACGUGGAAAAGAUGUUUAUAUUUGUUUUGUUUUAGGUUUUUUUUCCCUUUUUUUUAAAUUGUAAAAGAAUGUUUUGUUUACUGUGUCAUGGGAUAGGCACUAAACAUUGAGCAUUAUUAUUUUGAGUCUGAGUGGUGAAAAUGUGUGAGUGUGUGAGCGAGUGAGUCAUCGUGAAUGAACACAAACGAAUGAGCGACGGUGUGUGUGUCUGAACUUUGUAUGAGGAUCGCGAUGGUAUGUGCAAUACUGUAGCUGUCUUCACUGUCGAUAUAGUUAACUUAUCAAUCAGUUCUAAUGAUAAGAAACCACUUUUUGAGUCGAUGAACAACUAGUAAAAAAAAUUAAAUUAAAGGUUUUGCAGAAUCUGGAAACGCGUGGUGGAAGUAUUUUGAUAAGUUCUACAUCCUGGGACGUCGACAACAAUCCGAAAUAUUUAUAUUGUUCAGUCCCAGCACACACGCGUGUAUGUAGUUGUGCAGUCGACCCACCGCAGAUUUCACAUAUUGCGAUAUUUGCGGUGGAGAGGGAGAAUUUUCCCGAGGAGUCUGGCGUGGCUGACAAACACUUUCAUUCAUAUCGAUCAGCUGCCAAAUAAAAAGAAAUCGUCACAUCCAGUCAGAAAAUCUUGUGUUUUGACACUGAAGAUGCGCUGGUACUCUGGCUGUGCACUCUGUUUUUUGUUUGUUUUUUGGGGGGUUAAAACCUUUUUAAUAAAGGUUUUUCUUUUAAUGAUAACUUCUGAAAAUCGUGACAACAUGCAAGGUGGUUUUAUUUUUAUUUUUUUUGUGUUGUUGUUGAUGAUGGAUGUUCAUUUAAAUGGCUGGAAUCAAUGACCAAUUGUGAUGCCUUGAUGAAGAAAUAAACAUGCUUCUUUUCCAA
Larimichthys crocea (large yellow croaker) is the source of this 3421-nucleotide messenger RNA. RefSeq names its product nicastrin (gene ncstn). The transcript is spliced from 17 exons. Gene Ontology annotation, cellular component: plasma membrane. Lineage: Eukaryota; Metazoa; Chordata; Actinopteri; Sciaenidae. Bases 99 to 2204 code for a protein of 701 amino acids. Gene Ontology annotation, biological process: protein processing; Notch receptor processing. The record is from RefSeq and is a predicted model, not a curated record.